UUGAUCAUCUAUCUUGCAGGGUUGUAACAAUAUGGAGAGUGACCUGAAGCCCCAGGAUCAAAAGGACUUAGACAAGUUUAUUAAGUUCUUUGCACUUAAGACUGUCCAGGUGAUAGUCCAAGCCAGGCUGGGAGAGAAGAUCUGCACUCGCUCGUCAUCAUCGCCUACUGGAUCUGACUGGUUUAAUUUGGCCAUCAAAGACAUCCCAGAGGUUACCCAUGAAGCCAAAAAGGCACUGGCUGGCCAGCUUCCAGGCAUCGGGCGCUCCAUGUGUGUUGAGAUCUCUCUGAAGACAUCAGAGGGGGACUCGAUGGAGUUAGAGACUUGGUGCCUGGAGAUGAAUGAAAAGUGA
Molecule: messenger RNA, 352 nt
Organism: Neolamprologus brichardi
Lineage: Eukaryota; Metazoa; Chordata; Actinopteri; Cichliformes; Cichlidae
Source: RefSeq, a predicted model, not a curated record